Molecule: messenger RNA, 2545 nt
Organism: Cynoglossus semilaevis (tongue sole)
Lineage: Eukaryota; Metazoa; Chordata; Actinopteri; Pleuronectiformes; Cynoglossidae
Gene: hmg20b
Product: high mobility group 20B
Exons: 9
Coding region: 209-1093 (294 amino acids)
Biological process (GO): regulation of gene expression
Cellular component (GO): nucleus
Source: RefSeq, a predicted model, not a curated record
AUGUGCUAGAGGCCGUUGGCUCUUGUAUGGAGGCCGAGUUAUUGUACAAGCCAAUCACGAGUCGCCGCUUCGACCAAUCAGAUGACAUGCAGUUCUCACUUCCUGUUUCAACAAGGAAUUCAUUAUCGGACAUCCGCCUUUUUACGAGUGGACAUUAAAGGUUAAAGAACUAGUUUUCAUUCGUCAAUUAACCGCUGAGAGGAAGAUCAUGGGGGGAAUCAAACAAGAACAGGGUGAUGCACCCCAACAACCUAGAGCCUCAAACUCAGUCGAUCCUCCACAAGAAGAGCCAAAGAAAAGGGGCUGGCCAAAGGGAAAGAAAAGAAAGAAGGUGCUACCAAAUGGUCCAAAGGCACCAGUAACAGGAUAUGUCCGCUUUUUGAAUGAACGGCGAGAACUUAUGCGGGCCACAUAUCCUGACCUCCCUUUUCCAGAAAUCACCAAAAGGCUUGGAGCAGAGUGGACACGAUUAGCCCCAAAUGACAAACAGCGUUAUUUGGAUGAGGCAGAGCGUGAGAAAAUGCAGUAUGCACAAGAACUCAAGGAAUAUCAGCAGACUGAGGCCUAUCAACUCACAAGCGCAAAAAUACAAGACAAAAGGAUCAAAAAAGAAGACACCUCAUCUGUAAUUGUUAGCACCAAUGCUGGGUCAUCUUUGCCCAAGAUCACUGACGUGCCAAGCAGAUUCGAUAUCCCUAUCUUCACAGAGGAGUUCCUGGAUCAGAACAAAGCAAGGGAGGCCGAGCUGAGACGGCUUCGUAAGGCUAACAUUGAGUUUGAGGAGCAGAACGCAGUGCUGCAGCGACACAUAAAGGACAUGUACAACGCCAAGGAGCGCCUGGAGGCUGAGCUGGGAAAGGACGAGAAGCGCACGCAGGCCCUUCAGCAACAUUUACUGGCCAUCAAACACACACUAGUGAACAGUCUGUCAUCAAUACCUUUGCCAGGCACAGGAGAAACAGCUUCUCUCGGGAACCUGGAUUCAUACCUGGGUCGCCUCAGUGGAGCGAUAGAAGGAAACCCACAGAAGCACCGUGUUCUCCUCACCCAGCUCAGAGAAGUAUUUUCUCAUAUAGACAGUGAGAAGUUGUGAGACCUGAGAGAAGUUUUGAGGACAUUCCUACACAGAGCCCUUCAUUCCCGCUUCACAGAGAUGUAAGGUCAACAGAACUGGUUACAAUUCCACUUAUAGACUAUCUCAGAAAAGAUAGUAACGGCAAUAGUACAAUGACAAACACUAGACAAGACCACUCACGGAACACAUUCUCAUUUCUUGAUUAUGUAUGAGUGUUAUCAUGCUGGGUAUUUUGUUUAAGUCAGUGUGAAUCAGUGUGGCGGUGUUUUUACUCUAUGAAUUUGAUUUCGUCUAAAAUAUUUCUUACAUAUCAAAUCCCAUUAGUAAGUUUGAAUGGACAAUAUGUGGCUCUGUAUUAAAAAAAUACCUGCUGGACUUUGACUUGUAAAAACGCACCAGACUAUCACUCACCUUGCGUUCAGUGCCAGUUUGGCCUGUACUACGUGAGUGUGCUAAACUGGAAGGGAGUAGAGAAAUCAUUUUUAAAGUGUACAUACGAUACAUGUGUGAAUUUACAUUCAUAUUUACAUUCACGAUGUUGUGGGAUCAAUUGGCAUUUUAUCAUUUGUUUAUUGUCUGUCUGUCAGGAACGGGUCUCUCCUGAGAAUAUGACCUCGUGUCUAAGCGAGACUACCUGUAAAAAUAAAGGAUAAUUGGAAAUGAAAUUUGACAGAAUAUUAUAUAUGUUUGUGAAGUAUACUUGUAUUUUCUUAAUGUCCAUUACACCAUUGUUUUAAACAAGGUAUUUGUGUGUAGCACUGCUAAACUACAAACAACAAAUGAAGAAUUUGUUAACUUUGUUCACUUCAUUGUCACGUUUUUGACCUCAGAUUCGUCUCAGAACCUUUUGACUUACUUUUGAAUAUGUACAAAUAGUUGCACACAUACACUUAAUAAAUGUGUACCUUAUGAAUGUGUUAAAUUGAAAUUUUGACAUAAACGGUAGAUAAAAGCUAUAUACAUUAGCAUAUCAUCCUUACUCUAAAAUUAAUUAAGAUGGGUUUAGCAAUUGCGAAAAAGAGAUCGGUUCUCUUAAAAUGUACCUUUUUUACAAAAAAGAAAUGAAUGUAUGAAAUGUUCUAUCGUAUCAUUAUAUCAUCUGCUCUCAUGAUACAGUAUAUUGUAAGUGAAAUGUUUUUUUUCUCCGUUGUUUUGGACUGCACCACAUGUUGUACACCAGCAGAGGGAGAUGUUGUCUCGCAGCACAGAACGUUUUAAACCAGAGUUUUUCUCAAAUUGCAGAAGAAGUUGAUUGACUUUAUGAGGAAACCGAACGUCCCCAGAUCCAGGCUGAUAUUAACACGCUGUAACAAUGUAUCUUUUAAGUCUCAACACUUUAACGACAACUUGACACAGUCACAUGUGUUGGUAAAACUGGCUGCAAUUCAGUCCCAAUCAGAAUCUCAGUGCCAGUCAGUCAGUCUUUCUUUGUCAGUAUUUUUUUAUUGUCAUAAAACAGAUCUGAUUUCA